AUGGAAAUUACAUAUUUUCUCUCUCUUUAUCUUUCUUUUCCCACUCCCUGUUCUUCCACUGUCUUUCUUUUCUUUAUUUCUCUUUUUACAAUCUUUUCCUCUAUCUUUCCUUUCUUUACACUUUUUGUUUUCCGUUUCAUAUUUUCUUCACUCUCUCUUUUUCUCUUCUUCUCUAUAAACUCUAUAAUCUCUUUUCAUCUAGAAGAAAUAUCAUCUAGCUUUCUUUUCUCAUGUUAUACUGUCUUUCUAUCUCUCUCUCUCUCUCUCUUAUUUCUAUCUUUCUGCACUGUCUCUCUCUUUUUCUCUUUCUUUCACGUUUGUUUUUCUCUUUAUGCAAAGCAUGUCUCUCUUUCUUUCAUUUUUUUCUUUCUCUCUUUCUUUCCUUUUUUGUUGUCUACACUUUCUUUCUCUGUCUUUCUGUACCUUUUUUAUGCUCUUUCCUUUUUGCUCUUUUCACACUCUCUUUCUGCCUCUCUCCCAUUUCUUUGUAUCUUUUUACACCCUCAUUCUCUCCCUCUCUUUCCAUUUUAUAUGCCCCCACCAUCACCACCACCAAUUUUAACAUCCAAACAGUCUACUGACUUAAUAAUCACCUGUUGUAAAUUUAGAAAAUACUUUUAUCAUUUCUGA
Molecule: messenger RNA, 630 nt
Organism: Acanthosepion pharaonis
Lineage: Eukaryota; Metazoa; Mollusca; Cephalopoda; Sepiida; Sepiidae
Source: the annotation of a GenBank genome assembly